Vitis riparia (riverbank grape) is the source of this 3655-nucleotide messenger RNA. RefSeq names its product protein unc-13 homolog. The record is from RefSeq and is a predicted model, not a curated record. The transcript is spliced from 5 exons. The coding region runs from base 49 to 3006 and encodes 985 amino acids. Lineage: Eukaryota; Viridiplantae; Streptophyta; Magnoliopsida; Vitales; Vitaceae.
GUGUACUGUGUCGACUCUCUCUCUCUCUUGCUGUUUGCUCUCUCUACAAUGGCUCACCUCUUCAGGGACCUCUCGCUUGGCCACUCCAAGAGAGGUACAACCGCCAGCGUGGCAGCCACCGCCGUCACGGCAACCGCAAUGCCGGUUGCCGAUCUGCCUUCUCCAUUCGGUCAACUCACUCCAACACUUACCGAUUCCGAUCUCCGACUCACCGCCUAUGAGAUCUUCGUUUCCGCAUGCCGUACCUCUUCCGGAAAGCCUCUCUCCUCCAUUUCCCAAGCCGACCGCUCUUCGUCGUCGUCGUCGCCGACCCCGACGCCGCCAAUAUCGCCCUCUCUUCAGCGCUCGCUGACGUCAACCGCGGCCAGCAGGGUAAAGAAGGCAUUCGGCUUGAAAUAUUCGCCGUCCUCUAAGAAGAGUCCCUCCGGCAAGGAGACGAGCCCGGCGAAGGCUGCGAGGAAGCCCAUGACGGUGGGCGAGCUCAUGAGGUUUCAGAUGAGGGUUUCUGAGGACACCGAUUCCAGGAUUCGGAGGGCUCUGUUAAGAAUUGCUGCUUCUCAGGUUGGAAGGCGAAUUGAAUCUAUGGUUCUCCCACUGGAGCUACUACAACAGUUCAAAUCUUCAGAUUUUACUGAUCAGCAAGAAUAUGAAGCUUGGCAAAAGAGAAACCUGAAAAUUCUUGAGGCUGGCCUCCUCUUACAUCCUCGUUUGCCCUUAGAUAAAUCAAACACUGCUCCCCAACGGUUGCGGCAGAUUAUUCAUGGAGCACUGGAUAGGCCUAUGGAAACUGGCAGAAACAAUGAAUCUAUGCAACUACUUCGUAAUGCUGUAGUGUCUCUUGCUUGCAGAUCAUUUGAUGGAUCCGAGGCUUGCCACUGGGCAGAUGGGUUUCCACUAAAUCUUCGACUCUAUGAAAUGCUCCUAGAAGCUUGCUUUGAUGUUAAUGAAGAAACAUCUAUUAUCGAGGAAGUUGAUGAACUUAUGGAACAGAUAAAGAAGACCUGGGGAAUUCUUGGAAUGAACCAAAUGCUCCAUAACAUUUGCUUCACGUGGGUAUUAUUUCACCGUUUUGUCACAACCGGCCAAGUUGAAAAUUAUCUGCUGGAUGCUGCCGAUAAUCAGCUUGCAGAAGUAGCAAAAGAUGCAAAAACAACUAAGGAUCCAGAGUACCCCAAGAUCUUGAGUUCUAUGUUGAGUUCAAUAUUAGGUUGGGCUGAGAAAAGGCUUCUUGCAUACCAUGACACUUUUGAUAGUGCAAAUAUUGAUUCCAUGCAAAAUAUUGUUUCUUUGGGGGUAUCAGCAGCCAAGAUUUUGGUUGAAGAUAUAUCUCAUGAGUACCGUAGAAGGAGAAAAAGUGAAGUUGAUGUGGCUCGGAACAGGAUUGACACUUACAUCAGGUCAUCGCUACGUACUGCUUUUGCCCAGAUAAUGGAGAAGGCAGAUUCUAGCAGGAGGGCAUCCAAAAACCGUCCAAAUUCUCUUCCUCUCCUCGCUAUUCUUGCCAAGGAUGUGGGUGAGCUUGCAGUUAAUGAGAAGGUUGUCUUCAGUCCAAUUCUGAAGAGGUGGCAUCCUUUUUCAGCAGGAGUGGCUGUAGCCACCCUGCAUGCUUGCUAUGGGAAUGAGCUAAAGCAAUUUAUCUCGGGUAUCACGGAAUUGACACCAGAUGCUGUACAAGUUUUGAGGGCUGCAGAUAAGUUGGAGAAAGAUCUUGUGCAGAUUGCUGUUGAAGAUUCAGUGGACAGUGAAGAUGGUGGGAAGGCAAUAAUCCGUGAGAUGCCGCCUUUUGAAGCUGAAGCUGCAAUAGCCAAUCUAGUGAAAGCAUGGAUUAAGACAAGAGUUGACCGGCUCAAAGAAUGGGUUGACAGGAAUUUACAGGAAGAGGUCUGGAAUCCUCAAGCAAAUGAAGAAGGCUAUGCUUCCUCUGCUGUUGAACUCAUGCGAAUCAUAGAUGAAACUUUGAAUGCUUUCUUUCAGCUUCCAAUACCAAUGCACCCAGCAUUGCUUCCUGACUUGAUGGCUGGUUUUGACAGAUGUCUUCAGUAUUACAUUACGAAGGCAAAAUCUGGCUGUGGAUCACGGAAUACAUUUGUUCCCACAAUGCCAGCAUUAACCAGAUGCACAACAGGAUCAAAAUUCCAAGGUGUGUGGAAGAAAAAGGAAAAGUCGCCAAACUCCCAGAAAAGGAAUUCUCAGGUUGCCGUAGUGAAUGGAGAUAACUCCUUUGGGAUACCACAGCUAUGUGUUCGCAUAAAUACCAUGCAACGUAUUCGGAUAGAGUUGGAAGUUUUGGAGAAGAGGGUAAUUACUCAUCUGAGAAACUGUGAAUCAGCUCAUGCAGAAGACUUCUCCAAUGGUUUGGGGAAGAAGUUUGAACUUGCACCAGCUGCUUGUCUAGAGGGUAUCCAACAACUCUCUGAGGCAUUGGCAUACAAAAUCAUCUUCCAUGAUCUUAGUCAUGUUCUAUGGGAUGGUUUGUAUGUUGGUGAGCCAUCAUCUUCAAGGAUUGAGCCUCUACUUCAGGAACUUGAGCAGAACUUGAUGAUUGUAUCGGAUAACAUACAUGAAAGAGUUCGGACACGGGCUAUUACCGACAUAAUGAGAGCUUCCUUUGAUGGGUUCUUGUUGGUUUUGCUUGCUGGAGGUCCAUCUCGUGCAUUUUCUCGGCAGGACUCCCAAAUAAUAGAGGAUGAUUUCAAAUCCCUUAAAGAUCUGUUCUGGUCCAAUGGAGAUGGUUUGCCAGCUGAUUUGAUAGACAAAUUCUCAGGCACAGUGAGAGGUGUGCUCCCUCUGUUCCGAACUGACUCAGAGAGCCUCAUUCAGCGCUUCAGACAAGUGACUUUGGAGACAUAUGGUUCUUCUGCCCGAUCCAGACUCCCAUUACCUCCUACUUCAGGGCAAUGGAACUCAACUGAACCGAACACACUCCUGCGUGUUUUAUGUUACCGUAAUGAUGAAGCUGCUUCAAAGUUCCUUAAGAAAACCUAUAACUUGCCUAAAAAACUGUAAUGAACUUGAUUUGUGACAGAUGGUGAAGCGAUGCAGUUCCUAUCCUUGUGUGGGAAUUACGCCUGGCAGAACUUUCUGCCUGUAUUUAGUAGAAACUUACCCAGAUAUGGUGGUUCUUCAUGCCAAGAGUUGCCUUGGAUGAGGCAGGAGAUGCCCUGGGCCUGGGGUAAAAGUACACAAUAUUUUUGUAUAGUGCAUUUAGAAGUCUCGUGGUUGGUCUACUCCACAUGCCAUUUGUGAAGAUUCAGAAGUGGGAGCGGAGUGAUAAGAAGCAUGGGAUUUCCAAGGGCUUUGCUUGAAGGAAGGUGGGUGGAGGGUAUUAUUCAUUAUUAUUCUUUUUCCAUCAUCUAAAAGAUUGUUAAUUUCUUCAAAAAAUUUCUCCUUUUUUCCUUUAAAUAUUUCUUUACUGCAUUUAUUUGUGUGUCAAAGUCCUUUGUUCCUCCAUGUGCCCGCCUUCAUGGUUAUCAUCUUAAUAGUAGGAAAAUUCACGUAUAGUCUAUAAAAGGCUUGAUAGUAUAAUGAUGUUGAUUCUGAAUACUGGUGUUUCCUGUCAGCAUUUAUUGUAAUACAGUUUUAUUCAUUGUAAUCCUGAUUUUACUAUUCCUGUGCUGUUAUCGGGUAGGAUUUAAUUAUUUCACUUGGGCUUCAA